This is a messenger RNA of Nelumbo nucifera (sacred lotus), 2081 nucleotides long. Its product is annotated as O-fucosyltransferase 31-like. Lineage: Eukaryota; Viridiplantae; Streptophyta; Magnoliopsida; Proteales; Nelumbonaceae. The record is from RefSeq and is a predicted model, not a curated record.
CCCUCUCGAAGAGACACCUCCCAUCCCCAUCUGAGGAGCAAUCAAUAUUCAAUAAUGGCCAAGCUCAGCCUAAGUGAAGAUACCUUCCUCUUGACUCUUCUUGCUUUGCCGUCUCUCCGGGUAAACUUUUGCUCCUCCUCUUCUUCCAGGACCAGGAAGAGGUUUAGGGCUUCCACCACCAUAAGCCAGUUGCAGAAAGCGGGUCUUGUUCAGAUCUCAAAACGAACCUUUGCAGUGCUGCUCUGCUGCGGCGACGAUGAGGCUUUAUCGCCACAAUGUCAGUUCUCAAAGAGGAACCUUUGCAGGUCUGUUGGUGCUGCUUCUCCCCGUUUUCUUCCCUCAUCUCUUCAGCCCCUUGAGCCACGCCUCGCCUUCCGUUUUCUCGGAAUGGAACGCUCCUAAACCCAGACAUUUACCUCUGCUGAAGGGUGCUUUACAACGGCAAUCAUCAGACAGGCAACAAUCUGAUCUGUGGUCCCCUUUAGCCGAUCAAGGAUGGAAACCUUGCAUCAAUUCUGCAAAUCCCUCUGUGAUUCCAGAGAAGUCCCAGGGAUACAUACAGGUAUUUCUGGAUGGAGGACUGAACCAGCAGAGAAUGGGGAUUUGUGAUGCAGUUGCUGUUGCUAAAAUCUUGAAUGCAACACUUGUGAUCCCACACUUUGAAGUAAAUCCUGUUUGGCAGGAUUCAAGCUCAUUCUCAGAAAUAUUUGAUGUGGAUCACUUUAUUAAUGUCCUGAAGGAUGAAAUUUCUAUAGUUAAAGAACUGCCUAAAGAAUACUCAUGGAGCACUAGGGAGUAUUAUGCAACAGCUAUUCGAGCUACGAGAAUAAAAACAACACCUGUUCAUGCUUCAGCUAAUUGGUAUCUGGAGAAUGUUUUGCCUGUACUACAAAGUUAUGGUAUUGCUGCCAUUGCACCGUUCUCUCAUCGUUUGGCCUUCGACAACUUGCCUAUGGAAAUUCAACGCCUACGUUGUAAAGUCAACUUUCAAGCUUUGGUCUUUGUUCCUCACAUCAGAGAACUGGGAGAAACCCUUGUCAGUCGCCUUAGGCAUCCUCCUGGCAGAAAUGCACUAGUAGGUAAUGAAUACCUGCAGAAAACAACUGAAAGAAACAAAUUGGAAGCUGGAAAGUUUGCUGUUCUACAUCUUAGGUUUGAUAAGGAUAUGGCUGCCCAUUCGGCCUGUGAUUUUGGUGGGGGUAAAGCUGAAAAACUGGCUCUGGCAAAAUACAGACAAGUGAUUUGGCAGGGGAGGGUUUUAAACUCUCAGUUCACCGAUGAGGAGCUGAGGAGUCAGGGACGCUGCCCAUUGACCCCAGAAGAGAUUGGAUUGCUGCUAGCAGCUUUGGGCUUUGACAAUAGUACUCAUCUCUAUCUAGCCUCCCACAAGGUCUAUGGUGGUGAAGCAAGGAUCUCAUCUUUGCGUAAGCUGUUCCCCCUGAUGGAAGAUAAAAAGAGCCUUGCUUCUGAAGAGGAACGUGUGAAGAUUGAAGGAAAAGCUUCUUUAUUAGCUGCAGUUGAUUAUUAUGUCAGUAUGCAUAGUGAUAUCUUUAUCUCAGCAUCUCCUGGAAAUAUGCACAAUGCAUUGGUGGGUCAUCGAGCAUAUCAAAAUUUGAAGACCAUACGGCCAAACAUGGCAUUAUUAGGUCAGCUCUUCCUGAACAAGAGUAUGGGAUGGUCAGAUUUUCAGAGAGCAGUUCUGGAGGGGCACAAAGAUAGACAAGGACAGAUCAGACUGAAGAAGGAGAAGCAAUCCAUCUAUACAUAUCCUGCCCCUGAUUGCAUGUGUAGGGCUAGUACAUCACGACAACAACUCAUUAUAUGAGUUGCAACUAUGAUUGUGGCUUGUAGAGCUGGUAAUAAAGGUAGGAAUAUGCAGUUUCUUCAGUAUGUGUAGUACAUCCUAUACGCCUUAAGAAUCAUUAUCAGUCAUGUAUCUAUAUGUGCCUCUGUGUGUGAGAGAGAGAGAGGAGGGGGGUUUGACAUGUUUAUGUUGAUUCUUUUGCACCAGUUUCGAACUUCAAACCCUAUUUUGCAGUAAUAACAACACUAAUAUAGAAGAAUUUCCAAUUGUUCCUAAA